UGUCCCUCGGACACAGCUGAUCACCGAUCAAUGGAAAGAGCCAAAGAUGACGGCUCAGUCAUGUGAUCAGCUGUGUCCAAUCACAGCUGAUCACAUGGGACAUCUACACAGAUCAUCAGAGCACUGAUGAUCAGUGUGCCCUGAUGAUCUGUGUAGCCCCAGCAGUGCCACCUGUCAGUGUCCAUCAGUGCCACAUCAGUGCCACAUUUCAGUGCCUACCAGUGCACAUCAAUGGUACAUAUCAGUGCCCGUCUGACACCCAUCAGUGCCAGUCAGUGCCACCUAUCAAUGCCAGUCAGUGCCACCUAUCAGUGCCAGUCAGUGCCACCUAUCAGUGUGCAUCAAUGCCGCCUAUCAGUGCCCUUCAGUGCUACCUAACAGUGCCAGUCAGU
Staurois parvus is the source of this 392-nucleotide messenger RNA. The record is from the annotation of a GenBank genome assembly. NCBI's taxonomy places the organism in Eukaryota, Metazoa, Chordata, Amphibia, Anura, Ranidae.